This is a messenger RNA of Adineta steineri, 657 nucleotides long. NCBI's taxonomy places the organism in Eukaryota, Metazoa, Rotifera, Eurotatoria, Adinetida, Adinetidae. The record is from the annotation of a GenBank genome assembly.
AUGCAUUCAGCAAUAUUUGUUUGCAUUGGCUUGAUCCUACUUGGUUCAGUAUCGAUUAGUCAAUGCCGUCGUACUUACAAGGAAGAGAGCGAUGGAAUGGUUUUGGGUGAACGAGACUUUGAUCAAGUUGCUCGUCGAGAACACCGCUACGAUGAUGAAGCACUGUUUCAACUCAUGGGCUUUCAAAGACGUACUUUGGACAAAAAACCUUGCCAAGAAAUAUUAAAGGAUACGCAUAUCUCUGCAGGUAACAACGACGCUCAAAAAACAUUCUCAACAGUGACCGAAUGUGCCACAUACUGUGAUAGUUUACCAAAUUGUAUGUCGUUUGAUUAUUAUCCAAUGACGGGUCCAUCCAACCCUGGACAGUGCAAUCCUAAAAGUGCUACACGAAGUUCUGCUGCUCCAAUUGCUGGAAUGUUAGCUGUCGUUUGUGAUAGUCAACAAAAGAUAGCAACAUCGUUCAGAUGCGGUUAUGAGGGUUAUUGUUGGCGAGGAUGUGCUUUAGGUACCAACACAGAUCUUAGCGGUGGGUUUGGCACAGGCAACUGGUGUUAUGCAUACAACAAAAAUAUGACUGAGACAUGCAAAACCGACAACGAUUGUAGUGGUGUAACUCCAUGCAUGUUACCAUGUCGUCCGAUCCGGAUAGCGUAA